CACAACAGUGUUGUUUUAAUGUCUAUUCUUCAAGGCGUUGGGGUGCUAAUACUAACAUUGUUGGGUGUAGUGAGGUUUCUUCUUCCAUGGCCAGCCAACUAGAACCACCCUCUUCUUCUUUGCUUCGCUCUCCCUCCAAUGAUAUUAUUAGGAAGAAGAAAAUUUCUGGGCAGCAAAAGAAAGAGGAACUUGAAAGAGAGGUCUCUAUGCUUCAAAAGUUAUUGGACCAAGAAGAGAAGGUUCAUGAGAUUUUAGAGAUGGUGCAUAAUAGACCAAAUAAUGUUUCAACCUUAUCAUCAAUUCCCAAUUUUCUUCCUCCCAAGAUGAAAGAACUGUUAGCAGAAUUAGUAAUGGUUGAGGGAGAGAUAUCAAGACUUGAAAUCCAAAUAAAUCAUCUUCAAACAAGUUUGAAACAUGAACAAGAGAUCACAAAGGAAACAAAGUCAAAAUCAUGGAAUUUGAGCAAUAACAAUAAUUCUGGUUCUUAUAAUGUGAAUAAUCAUCAUCAUAAUUUCCCCACUUCUGCACCAAUUCCAAUUCCAAUUCCAAGUCCUAUUCAUCAUAGAAGCAGUGUUCAUGAAAGAAUGGCAUAUGAGACCAAAGCAUUGCAUUUCAUAAGCAAAGCUAUAAAGGGUGAUUACUAUGCUCUUAAUAGUAAUAAUAAUGAGCUUAGUAGUAGUCUUAAUGAGAAAACAGGGUUCAUGAUGAUGAUGAAGAAUUCAGUUGAACAGAAAGAAAACAACAAUAAUAACAAGUUUCAUCAAGAAAGAGUUGUUGGUAGGAAAAUUAAUAAUGGGAUGGUGAAAGCUCCUUCACCUAUGAGAGACCCUCGCCAUCCAUCACCUAAGCUUAGGGAACGUAAUCCAGAGAUGUACCUAGAUCUUCCAACAAGAUCACUACUUGAUCCACUUCUUUCAGAAGAAAAUGAUCUAAAAUGGCAACCCAACAAGCUAUCAGAGAGCAUAAUGAAGUGUUUGAAUUUCAUAUAUGUGAGGCUUCUAAGAACAUCAAGAGCAAUGGAAUUGGAGAAAUCAGGUCCAAUUUUAAGGUCUAUGCACUCUUCACUAAGCUCAAGAAGCUUUAGAGUGGACACUACAUCAAACACAAAAUCAAACUUAAUGCUUCAAAGGGAAGCAAGGCAACAAGACCCUUAUGCUAUCUUUGAUACUGAAGAGUCCAUUCCAAGGGACAUUGGUCCUUACAAGAACUUGGUUAUAUUCACUUCUUCUUCUAUGGAUCCUAAGUUCAUCUCAAAUCCUUCCUCCAUUCCAUUACUAAGGAAAUUAAGGAUCUUGAUGAGUAAUCUUCAAACAGUUGAUUUGAAAUGUCUUACUUGUCAACAGAAGUUAGCAUUCUGGAUUAAUGUGUACAAUGCCUGUAUCAUGCAUGGAUUUAUACAAUAUGGAGUUCCAUCCACACCAGAAAAGCUACUUGCAUUGAUGAACAAGGCAACUCUCAAUAUAGGAGGCAACAUAAUAAAUGCUCAUGAAAUAGAGCAUUUCAUUUUGAGGAAAAGAGCUACUUCUAAUAUCAAAGAGGUGCAGAGGAAGGGUGAGUGGGAAGAUAAAGAGUCAAAAAUUGGUGAACUUUAUGAAGUUGAAUCCAUAGAUCCUAAUGUCACAUUUGCUCUCUGUUGUGGAACUCGUUCUUCUCCAGCUGUGAGGAUAUACACAUCUGAAGGAGUUACAUCUGAAUUGGAGAAAUCAAAACUAGAUUAUCUUCAAGCUUCAAUUUUGGCAACAAGCACAAAAAGGAUUGGAUUCCCAGAACUACUUCUCAGAAACAUGCAUGAUUUUGCAUCAGACAUAGAUUCAUUGGUGGAUUGGGUGUGUAACCAGUUACCUACUUCUGGUACUUUAAGGAAAUCAAUGGUGGAUUGCUUCAGAACCAAUAAUAAUAAUAAUAAUGUUAAGGCUUCUACAAUUGUUGACAAGAUUCCCUAUGACUAUGAAUUCCAAUAUCUGUUGACAAUAUAAAAAUACAUACAUUUCUCUUCCUUAUUAGCUUGCUCUUUAGUCAAUUAUAGAACACAAAACAUGAUUUGAAGGUGAUGGAAUAUGUAUAUAAAAUUGUUAUAAUUAAUAGA
Molecule: messenger RNA, 2086 nt
Organism: Arachis stenosperma
Lineage: Eukaryota; Viridiplantae; Streptophyta; Magnoliopsida; Fabales; Fabaceae
Exons: 10
Coding region: 87-1976 (629 amino acids)
Source: RefSeq, a predicted model, not a curated record